AUGCCAGCGAUCAAGAUGGUUUGUAAUUUUCGCACAAUUGGUGGUGCUCUCCUGGUAGUUAGUAGUGGCAUGGCUCUCCGUAGCUGCUCAACUCUUGACGAGUUUGUGGAGACCUUCAACAAAGUUGUGCUGGUUGCAUACACCAAACUGGUUGAGAUCAGUGAGGGAUCUCUGUGCUUCACAGUACAAGCAGAGACGCCAGCAGCUCUAAAGGAGUUAUGGGACAUCUACAAAGAUGGAACAUUGCAGAGACGUCUUAAAAAAUUUCUAGUUACCGAUCACAUCAAACAGUUGACAGAUGCGAAAGACAUUGAGGUGGCUGUUUUCAUCGAUGAAAAAGAGUAUGUGAUGUCAUUUAAUUUUCUGCAAAAUCAAGUGCCUGAUUCGAAAGAAGAGCGGUUUCGAAGGAAAUCUGACUCCUUCGUUCACAUCAGUUCAAAUCAGAGAGAGAUUGCUAUGAUGAAGCUGACACAAGUAGAAAACCAGUUGAGCUUUGAAAGACAAGUUCAUGGAGAGGAAAUAAAAAAACUCAAGGAGAAGAUUAUCCUGACAAGAGAGUCAAGGGCGCCAAAUAUCAAACAGGAAGAACUGCCUGGACGAAGAACUCGAAGGCAUUCGGAGUCUUUUCUUUAUUACAAACGAAAUGAGGUCGAGGUAGCUUCGAUGAGGCAAUUGGAGCAAGCAGAAGAAUGGAGGAAAGAGAAAGAGAUUUUUGAAUUAAAGAUCGCAGAGCUUGAAGAAACUCUGAAAGCAAAAAGGAUGAGCAAUAUGGACCGUAAGCAUUCAGAAGAUACGACUCUCGGGAGACCUUGGAAGAGGCGACGCAGAAAUUCUGAUUCUAACUUGUACUACAUGGCAAGAAAAGAGGGAGUUGAACAAACUGGAAAACAACCAGAGCGAGCUUUAGAAGGAGGAGCACAAAUGGACUUAGAGAGGCGUAUGUUCGUACAUAAUUAUUUGCAGAAUAGGAGACUUAAAUUUAGCGUUCGUUUUAAAAUUUAUCCCCAGAUAAAUUUUCGUUAUUUGCUGUAUUUUUCAUCCUCUUCCGUGGUGACAUUGAACCGUAAUCCCCAGCCGUGUUAUCAAUAUUUGACUCAGUAAAUUAAAGGAGAGGUUAGUCACCUCAUUUCCCAUAAAAGUGAAAUUGAUUAUCUGUCCUUUGUUAUCGAAGCGAAGAAUAGGGCUGCACGAAAACCUUGUUGACGUGUCUGCUUCUUCUGGAGGAGAUAAUUUUCUAACCUCGAGGCUGGAUUGUGGCAAACAGUGGACCUGAUAUCAAUGAUGAGAGAAUUAGAGGUCUUUAGCAGAAAAGAAUAUGGAAAGAAGCCACGUUCAUAUGUACAACAAAGGAGAAUUUGUCGUGUCUUAUAAGGUUUAUAACGCAUGAAGAGCCGACUAAUUAGUAAUUUUGCGGCGGAAAGUGAGGUAAACCAUCAAGGCUAACCGAGUUAGAUUAUACUCAGUUUCAGCUGAAUUAUACAAAAUACAGAGGCCACUUUUCAGACAUUUACGUUUUAUAAUCAAUUGGACUAUUUUAUUCAGGAAAUAGACGAUUGUCUGAGACCCAAGUGACCCAAACUCAGAUUUAAAGCGGCUUCGUUUUAGUUUGAUCGGAUUUUUAGUUCGAUCCUCACUAAUUAUGACGGUAUUUUGUCGAACAGGCAGCUAUGCUAAAUACUAAGAAACAAAAAACGUUGGGUCUAUGAAUUGUAACUUCUUCGGUUACAUUCAUUAAAUCUGUAAAGGUG
This is a messenger RNA of Pocillopora damicornis (cauliflower coral), 1748 nucleotides long. RefSeq lists its product as uncharacterized. Gene Ontology annotation, biological process: regulation of apoptotic process. NCBI's taxonomy places the organism in Eukaryota, Metazoa, Cnidaria, Anthozoa, Scleractinia, Pocilloporidae. Gene Ontology annotation, molecular function: protein binding. The record is from RefSeq and is a predicted model, not a curated record.